Molecule: messenger RNA, 3522 nt
Organism: Nematostella vectensis (starlet sea anemone)
Lineage: Eukaryota; Metazoa; Cnidaria; Anthozoa; Actiniaria; Edwardsiidae
Product: von Willebrand factor A domain-containing protein 5A
Exons: 4
Coding region: 252-2756 (834 amino acids)
Source: RefSeq, a predicted model, not a curated record
GCUGUUGAAGAAAGUUGAUCAGCAACUCUGAGUUCGAUCUGAUAAUAUCAUUAUUACUGUAUUUACUCGUCCAGUAUGAGCUCAAAAUAAUUUCGCUGAGGUUAGCAAUUUGUCAGUAUUUUACGUUAUUAUGACGCAAAGUUCUAUAUUUAGCCCAAAUUCUCCCAACCUAUAAAAUCCUGUUUCGACUUGCAACAUUGAACACGGAAGGGAAGUCAGCAUCGAAAGAAAGCGGCCACAACUAAGGCAAAAUGGUUCACUUCGGUCUAAUCGAUAGUUCACGGAACCAAGUCCCUCUGCAACGUAUAGAAAUACGAGCUAAGGUCCAUGGCUACACGGCUGAAGUCAUUGCUACAAUGACUUACAAUAACAAGAUGAAAAAUCCGAUUGAAGCGGUUUAUAUUUUGCCACUUGACGAGGAAGCGGCGGUGUGUGGGUUUAAAGCGACGAUUGACGGUCGAACUAUCGUUGCCGAGGUACAAGAGAAGCAAGAAGCGAGAGAUACAUACGACGAUGCUAUUAGUAGUGGUCACAGUGCCUUCCUGCUCGAGGAAAGCGACGAGAGCUCGGAUAUUUUUCAAAUCAACGUCGGAAACCUUCCUGCGGAAUCAACGGCAAAGGUAGAACUAACGUUUGUGUGUGAGCUUACCGUGGAGAAGGAGGGAAGGGUGUGCUUUCUACUUCCUACAGUGUUAAAUCCAAGAUACACACCACAAGGCGGAAAUUCUAUCACUGCUUCUCUCCCUCGUGUCGACUCCGCAUACGAGUUUGACUUUGAGCUUCUCGUGCAGAGUGCGUCCGAAAUACAAGAAAUAACCUCCCCCCACAGUAAGCUUAACGUUGUAAUAAGCUCCGAGGAUAAAUGCCAAGCGACAGUACGCUUAGCAGAACCAUUCAAGUUCGAUGUUGAUGUAAAGGUGAUGAUACUCAACCGUGACCCCUUUCUUCCACAAGCAACCUUUGAAAAUGGCGUGACAGGAUCGAACAUCACGCAAGAUUUCCUUGAAAAGCCCUUGGUCACGCUCAAUUUCAUGCCAGAUUUUGGCAAACAAGAAGCAUUAGAAACUGGUGAAUUCAUAUUCGUGAUAGACAGAAGUGGCAGUAUGAGCGGAGACAGAAUAAAAAAUGCCAGAGAAACACUUUUCCUUUUCCUAAAAAGUUUGCCUGAGCACUGCCAUUUCAAUGUCGUGGGGUUUGGAAGUUCGUAUGAAAAGCUGUUCUCUUCCAGCACAAAGUACAGCGACAGCAGCGUAAAGAAAGCAUGUAACCACGCUAAGAAUUUGGAAGCCAACCUGGGUGGCACAGAAAUAUUGGAGCCGUUGAAAUAUGUGUUUUCCCAGCCGGUUAUCAAGGGUUCCCCUCGCCAGGUGUUCCUCCUGACGGAUGGGGAAGUGGGGAACACACAGCAAGUGAUCACUCUUGUCAAGAAAAAUUCCUCUCAUGCAAGGUGCUUUACUUUUGGUAUUGGCCAGGGAGCAUCUACGGCACUCAUCAAGGGCGUCGCCAGAGCGGGUCAAGGAACCGCGGAGUUCAUCACGUCAAGCCAUCAAAUGCAAGCUAAGGUUGUUAAGACACUUCGCAAUGCCCUUCAACCUUCAAUGGAAGACAUUAAAGUCACAUGGGACCUACCCCACGGAUGGGAUUCACAAACUAUCCCUAAGAACUUACCCCAAGCCCUAUUCAGCGGAAAUCGCAUCAUAGUCUAUGGGCUUCUCAGCAAACAAGGGGGCGGCCGUGAUGAAGAGCUUCAAGGCAAGGCGACCCUUCAGGCUACCACUCGAGACAAUACCAGCAAUAUGCGAACCAUCACACAUGAGGUUGCAUUCAAGCUAGAGUUGAAGGAGAGUGACGGAUGUUCCAUGAUGCACCGUGUGGCCGCAAAAAGGUUUAUCCAGGAACAACAAGAUGCCAUGGAAGAAGACGCCUCUAGCUGGUCGGAUGAUCUGAAAGCCAAGGUCAUUAAUAUCAGCAAGGCUGCCAAUGUUGUAUCCAAGGUGACGUCAUUUGUCGCCGUGGACAGCGAAAGUCAUGUUCCAAUACAAAAACCCAUGAGGGAAAGCUCUGAGAUGUAUGCUUUAAAAGAAUGUGGGUUUAUGGGCGGUGGAGGUGCUUUAUCUUCAGCGCCAGCCCCAAGGAAAUGUUAUAGUGGAGGUGCUUCAGUAGUCAGGAUGCAAAAGAAAGGUGGAGUGGGUUUUAGUUUCUCCGUUCCUAAAGUAUUCCUUCCCAAGAAAAAGUCAGCCAAAAGUAAGCCCCAGCCCAAAGGUCCAAGUCCCCAGCUCUCACGUAUGAGACACUCGCCCAUGGCUGCAGAAUCGAUGUGCUAUGACCCUACCAUAGAAGACAGCUUUGAUGACAUACUAGCCGAGGAAGAAAAGCUUUGUAUGCCUUCCGCUGAGGGAUUUAUAAAGAAAGAAAAGAAAAAGGCGUCCUCUUCUCUGACCCUAGAGCUCAUCGCUCUUCAAUCAGCAUCGGGUACAUGGACCCUCAGUGCAGAGCUUGCCGCCAUGCUGGGCGUUCCUGUGGAUAACCUUCAAAAGGCGUGUCCUGAUGGGGUCGUUUUUCCUCUGUGGGCAACAGCUCUUGCACUAGUCUGGCUACAUGCAAAGUGUGCCGAGAAGAAAGACGAGUGGCAAAUGGUAGGAGACAAGGGUCGAAGAGCUCUUGAGAGAGGUUUACCAGCCGGAAAGACCUAUAAAGAAGUGCUAGAGAGAGCAGCGACGACUCUUGGAGUCAACCUUCCAGAUACGGCUUUUUGAUAAGUGCAGUCAUUACUGUGUAUGUGACCACUGGUCUUUCAAGUCCCUUUCAAUGAUUACAGAUAUCAAUGCGAGCUUCAAAUAAUGAAAAGAUCGCUACAUUUCGAACUCCCAGAGGCAACUUUUUCCGAUACUAACCCUCCCUCCCAGCCCAUAUUAGGCACUCGUUUUCUAAUGGUCUGAAAAAGCCUGAUUGCUCGGGAGACCUGUAAUAUUUAAAAAUGAUGAAUCGCUAAUUUUUUAAGGCCUUAGACCUCGUUAUCGAUGACGACAAUAAAAUCUUAUUAAACAGUAUUGUAAUUUAAGCGUUGAAUUUCUCGACUUAGACUUUUUUAGGGGAAAAAGUAAAGACCAAAAACCAAAACAACUACAAAAAAUUGAUAAGCCCUCCUCCAGUAUUCCCUUUCCUAACAUUUUUCUUAGAUGAAGUAUUUGCAUAAGGAAAAACGAGUACUUUACUUCCCCCUCCCCCCUGGAAAUUGGCACUCUAAAAUAGCCCCUGCCAUCACCCCCGAUAUUGUUUCCUGGAAACUCUUAACCGAACUAUCCAUUUCAUACAUACAUCAUUUUAUAGUAGAGAUAAUACAAUAGUUAUGGUAAUAAUGAAAAAUACGUCAACAACUUAUAGAUUAUAAUUUGUUGUGAGGUAAGACUAAAAUCUAACUGCGAAAAGUAGGCGAUGGAAUAUAAAAAGAUUUUAUAUUAUAACCAUAACAGAAUAAACAUUAAGACUUAAAUAAUAAGGAAUUAAAGGGAUAAAAUCGUA